AUGUCUGACGCUCCUUGGUCUCGUCUCAUCCGUUUCGUCGACGACAACGGCAACGAGACCUUUGGUGAGCCCCAAGUCACCGACGAAAAAGACUUUGCCGCCCGCGCCGCCUCCAAUGACCUCUGGGCGGUAGAGUACAAGGGCACAAGUCCGGUGAGCAGCCUCACGAGGGGCGAAAAGGUGCACGUUAAGGAGGUCCGCGACAUUCUGCGCCCCUCAGACGUGCCCAUCAUUCGCUGCAUCGGCCUCAACUACAUCAAGCACAUCAAAGAGGGCGGCCGCACACCACCCCCCUUUCCCUCUCUCUUCAUCAAGCCCGCAACGUGCGUGGCGGGGCACAACGAGGACGUGCCUAUUCCCAAGGUCGCUCAAGAUGGCACCGUCGACUACGAGGGCGAGCUAGUCUUCGUCAUCGGCAAGUCAGGCAAGAACAUCGCCAAGAAGGACGCCCUCUCACAUAUCGCUGGCUACCUUGCCUGCAACGACGUGUCAGCGCGCGCCUGGCAGCGCGACCCCAAAAAGGCCGGCGGCGUCCCGCAGUGGUGCUUCAGCAAGGGCUUUGACAAAUUUGCGCCGCUGAGCCCCAUGCUCGUGUCUCCAUCCGUCGUCGGCGACGCCUCGUCUCUGCGCUUGCGCACGCUUGUCAACGGCGAGGAGCGCCAGAACGAGGGCACCGACGACCUGCUGUUCGGCGUCGAGGCCAUUGUCGAGUUCCUCAGCCAGGGCACGACGCUCGAGGCCGGCACCGUCGUGCUGACGGGCACGCCGUCGGGCGUGGCCAUGGGCAUGAAGGAGCCCAGGUACCUGAAUGACGGCGAUGUCGUCGAGGUGACCAUUAGCGGCCUCGGCAGCGUCAGGAAUAAGAUGGUCUUUGAGUAA
Molecule: messenger RNA, 879 nt
Organism: Verticillium dahliae VdLs.17
Lineage: Eukaryota; Fungi; Ascomycota; Sordariomycetes; Glomerellales; Plectosphaerellaceae
Product: fumarylacetoacetate hydrolase domain-containing protein
Exons: 3
Coding region: 1-879 (292 amino acids)
Molecular function (GO): catalytic activity
Source: RefSeq, a predicted model, not a curated record